UAUCACGUCGCAUAUGCAACUGAUAGCAGUUUCCAGAUCAAUUGUCCGUGACAACUUUUCGUAUCACCCGUCCUUGCUGCUCUCAACAUGGCGACCUUAGGAGCUCCGAAAAGUAUCUCCCCAUUGAUUCGAUUUGGCAGAUAUGCUGCACUGAUAACAGGCGUCAUAUAUGGCAGCUCAAGACUCAAUCGAUUGACAGCCAAGGAGGUGGUGAUCCAGGAACAGGAGGACAAGCUCAGGGUUAUCCGGGAAGCCAAACUCAAGGAGGAGAAAAUCCAGGCUGAGAAAGUGGAGAUGGCCAUGUUAGCCAAGGAGGCGGGAAUAAAACAAAGCUAGUGACAUUAGACCUGUUGGAAGUGUUAGAUGUGUGAACUUAAAAUGAUUUCAUUGUUUUUGAGGUAUGAAUGUAUAUAGGAACUGAGAAUAAACAUUCUGAAAGAC
This is a messenger RNA of Haliotis rubra (blacklip abalone), 441 nucleotides long. RefSeq names its product ATP synthase subunit e, mitochondrial-like. Gene Ontology annotation, molecular function: proton transmembrane transporter activity. Lineage: Eukaryota; Metazoa; Mollusca; Gastropoda; Lepetellida; Haliotidae. The coding region runs from base 88 to 336 and encodes 82 amino acids. The transcript has 4 exons. The record is from RefSeq and is a predicted model, not a curated record. Gene Ontology annotation, biological process: proton motive force-driven ATP synthesis.